This is a messenger RNA of Haliotis rufescens (red abalone), 1892 nucleotides long. RefSeq lists its product as uncharacterized. The coding region runs from base 257 to 1513 and encodes 418 amino acids. NCBI's taxonomy places the organism in Eukaryota, Metazoa, Mollusca, Gastropoda, Lepetellida, Haliotidae. The record is from RefSeq and is a predicted model, not a curated record. The transcript is spliced from 3 exons.
UGGACAUGACAAUGCGGGGAAAACAGGACCAGGAAAGAGACGAGUGACAAGAUGGCGGAUUAGCCAGUGAACCGUGGUUGGGACAGACAAACAGACAGAUAGCGUAUUUGAGUCUCACCUCACGAAAUAUUUGCAAGGAUGCAUAUAACAGGACAUAUAAGUGAGCCAACCGUAAAGGGUUACGAGAGACUUUAUUUCCAACUUUAGAGGAGCGGUACCUGAUCUACAUUUGGAGAAGGCAGAGCGAUUUGGUGCCAUGGCUUCAAACAAAAAGAUAUUCAAGUUGAUGUUAUUGAUAACAACGUUUGUAGUCCUCUUUACGCACAUGAUCUACUUUCGCGUUAAGCUCAGCGAUGUAGCAGACAACAUCGUCGACUUUUUUGAAGUGUAUCCACCUUCAUCAAUCAAUUUAUCUUACUGUCCUUCGUCUGGAAAUAUCAAAACAUUUAAUGAACAAUCGUACAUCCUAUCGCAUUUACUGAUAGGGCACUGGAAAACACGUUCUUUGACAAAAAAGGAAGAUGAAGACAUAUUGAACUUUCUGUCUGACGUAAAUGUCCGUUACACCUUAUCAAAGAAUUAUCAAAGGAUUGAUGGUCUCUGUGGAAAUGUUACCCACACAGGAUCUAAAACUGCUGAGUGGAUAAGAGCCUUGUGUGAUCCUAAAGGAACAACCCCGUGCUGCUUCAACAAUAAAUGUGCUGUGAAGUCUGUGGAGGAAUGUGUGUGUCCUGAUUGCUAUGACAUGCGGAACCAGAAACAUGCUGAAUAUUCCACCUGGAUCCCUUUAGACCCAAGAUAUGGCUACAAGGAACACAGCCCCCAUGAAGCUUGCAGCAUCCUCAGUGGCAGCACCAUUUUGUUUGUUGGCGAUUCUCUAGUUCGUCAUGUAUAUACAGCUAUGGUACUGCUUGUUACAGGGAAUAUGAAAGAUGGUGCUAUGAAUGAUAAUGUUCCACAGGAUGUUAGAAACGAGUGUAGUGGAAUGUAUAUGUUCACAGAAAAGGUGUGUCGACUGCAUCUGAAGUUCAGACUUGAUGCUUGCAAUGGAAGAGUCAACCUCGAAAUGAAGUAUUUAUUUUCUGCGAGUUUUGGAAAAAAAAUGAAACGAAUUAUUGCAAAAUUAAAUAGCAAGUCAUUACUUUUCACAGGUAUAGGCAUUCACAAUAAUUUUAAUCAUACUGAUGUUCAAAGACUGUUUCUGUUACCAACGCUAUACUACAAAGACAUCAAUAAGAGACCUUGGCCCAAAAUGCUGUGGGCAGCGAGUCAUGCUCCAGGUAUUAUGAAGUCCCCGAAAGUGUUGGCCCAGGAUUAUGACAGUGUCAAACGCUACAAUGAUAAUAUGGAACCUUUCCUAAGACGGUGGAAAGUUCCUGUUUUUAAUACCUUCAACAUGACCGAUGGAAUGACGAGUUUUGAUGGCCAACAUUAUGGACUUGGGAUGAAUGUGGCGAAAGCAAAUGUAAUACUGAGUUACCUAAAUGAAUUGAAAAAUAUAGGAUUGUGGUGAAACAUGUUGUAGGCCCUUAUUCAUGCUAAUUUGAUUUGAGUUUAUACAGAAAGGAAAAACAUACCAUUAAUACCUGUAAUUAUUUAACUUUUGCUGUGUUUUGUCUGAAAUCAUAUACAUGAACACGAAUGUAUCAUUAUUGCUUCUACUCGCUAUACAUAUAGUAUUAAAUACGGAAUGUUUUCCUGUUUGAAAUAUAUGUGGACCUUACAUAUACAUGACAAAUUACAUUUGCAUAAUUAUGUUAAAUUGGCUUAUCCCCAAGUGUGAGAAACGUGCAUCAUGUUGUGAUUGACUUGCACAGCAUCACUCUGAGUGUGAGUGAGUGAGGUAAUGCUUUACGUCACAUCGGCAAUAUUUCAGCCAUAUCGUGACGAGA